UCUCUCCCUCUCUCACUCACACACUCUCUUUCUCUAUCUGUGUAUACAAAUGAUACUCUCUUUUUGUGGUUGCUUUUUUUGUUCCCUUUUUUGUGUUUACUUUACACAAGAGAAGGGAAAGGCAAGCAAGAAGGGUGUAUUUGAAAAAAAGUUUUUUUAGCCAAAAACUUUUUAACUUUUUUUUUUUUUUUGAAGCAAAGAAAAACACAAAAUAGAGAGAGAGAAGUGAUAAUUUUCUGGGGUUGAGAAAGAGAACAGAAGAAAAGACAGAAAGCUCAACGUCAGAGUUAGCCGUAAGGUUACCCUUAUGUUUGUGGUUUUGGACUAGCUGAGGUACACUCAGAAGAGAAUCCUCUUCUCAUCCACACUUCUCUCUCUCUUUCUGAUAAUGAGUUUAAACUUUAAACAACAGGGUCUAUAUUUUUGUUCAUAUUUGUGUGGCUAUCCUUGGAUUUUCCUUGGUAAUAUUAUCAUAUUAUCAAGCAUGGUUUUCAAACCAUGAAGGAGAAAAAUACGGAUUGCGGCUACACCAACACCACCAUCUGCUUCCACCUUCACUUCUCAUCACUCCCUCUUACUUGUUUCUUCUGCUCUUUCAUAAAAGCAAAACUUGUCUCUUGGCUCAGUGCCAAACUAGUUACAAGUUUUCUAGUGGUCAUAUAGAGAGACCAUAACUAUAUCUUCUCAACUUUCUUUCUCUUUUGUUUAUUUCUUUGCUUGAGAGAGUCUUGUAACUUAUUCCUGAGUUGAAUAUCAGUUAAUAUAUUUUGCCUCUUAAUUUGUUGUGUCUUGUUCUUUCUCUUUCCAGUCUAACCUUUGUAGACUGUAGUCUAGCUUUUCCAUUUUUCUUCCCUUUCUAUUUUGGGUAAGGUUUGUGUCCUUAGAUCCCAGAAACCUUUCCCAACAUUUGAAAAACCAAGAUCUAUGGCCUAUAACACAGCCUUAGGUUUCUAAAACUUGCAAGUAAAUGGAGAUGAAAGGUUUUAUGCUUAACCAGCAACAGCAGCAACAAGUAGUGGAGGAGAACAUGUCAAAUUUGACUUCUGCAUCUGGUGAAGCUAGUGCUUCCUCAGGUAAUAGAACUGAACUUGGAACCAGUACUUACCCUCAACAAUACUUGGCUCCACCACCAACUCAGACUCAACCAGCAAAGAAAAAGAGAAACCUCCCUGGCAACCCAGACCCUGAUGCUGAGGUUAUAGCCUUGUCCCCCAAGAGUCUUCUUGCCACAAACAGGUUCAUUUGUGAGAUCUGCAACAAAGGAUUUCAAAGAGAUCAGAACCUUCAACUGCAUAGAAGAGGCCAUAAUUUGCCAUGGAAGCUGAAGCAGAGAACAAGCAAAGAGGUGAGGAAGAAGGUGUAUGUGUGUCCAGAACCAACCUGUGUGCACCAUGACCCAUCAAGGGCCCUGGGGGACCUAACUGGGAUCAAGAAGCACUUCUGCAGAAAGCACGGUGAGAAGAAGUGGAAAUGUGACAAGUGCUCCAAGAAGUAUGCAGUUCAAUCAGAUUGGAAAGCUCACUCCAAAACCUGUGGCACUAGGGAGUACAGAUGUGACUGUGGAACCCUCUUCUCAAGGAGGGACAGUUUUAUAACCCACAGAGCUUUCUGUGAUGCAUUAGCAGAGGAGAGUGCAAGAGCCAUGGGUGCAGGCACAGGCAACAACACACUUCUUCCCCCACAGCCACAACCUUCAACCUCUCAUCACAUAACCCAAUUCAACCCCCAAGAUCACAUGCAUGCCUUCCCAUUGAAAAAAGAGCAACAAGGUUUCAAUGUUAGGCCAGAAAUCCUACCCCCUUGGCUUGGUCCACCAAUAACAGUAGAUCAUGAUCAUGAUCAUCUCUCAUCCUCAUCCAUAAUGUUCUCUCCUUCUCCACACCAAGAAAACCCUAACCCUAGCCUUGGUCCCACUCUUGCUGGGUACCAAACAGUCCCACACAUGUCAGCCACAGCAUUGCUGCAGAAAGCAGCUGAGAUGGGUGCAACCAUGACAAGGCCCCACCAUCAUGCUCACGUGUCUUCUUCUGCUGCUAAUAACUUUGGCUUCAACUUGUCCUCACGUGAAGAUACCACCACCACCACCACCACCACAACCUCAACAACAACCACUGCAACACUGUUUAACCAUGGAUUAUUAUCAUCACAUAAAGCUGCUGCUGCUGCUGCUUUGUCUUCUGCUCCAUCCCUUCUUCAUGAUGUCAUCAACUCUUUCUCUUCUCCUUCUGCCUUUGAAGGAACCCCUUUUGAGGAUGUUGCCUUUGGUGGCAUUAAGAAAGAUGCUGAUGCCGAUGAUGAUGAUAACAACAACUUGUAUUUGCAUGACACAUUCUCCAAAACAAGUGGUGCUGGAAAUGAAGGGUUGACCAGAGAUUUCUUGGGUCUCAGGCCUCUCUCUCAUUCUGAUAUUCUCACCAUUGCUGGCAUUGGAAACUGCAUCCAUGAUCAGCAAAACCAAUCUCAAAAGCCAUGGCAAGGUUAGCUAUAGCUACCUAGCUCCAUAUAUAUAUAUAUAUAUGGAUUUUCAUUUUCUUUUAAUCCACUAUAUAAUUUUUUUUUAAGUUUAACUUUCGUUUAUGAUCCUUUCGAUCUUCCCAAAGGGAAGGACCAUUCUGAAUCGAUCCCAAUGUUUUCAUUCCUUAUGUACUUAUUUACGAAUCGCAA
Molecule: messenger RNA, 2664 nt
Organism: Cajanus cajan (pigeon pea)
Lineage: Eukaryota; Viridiplantae; Streptophyta; Magnoliopsida; Fabales; Fabaceae
Product: protein indeterminate-domain 7
Cellular component (GO): nucleus
Molecular function (GO): DNA-binding transcription factor activity
Source: RefSeq, a predicted model, not a curated record